Suillus paluster is the source of this 318-nucleotide messenger RNA. RefSeq lists its product as uncharacterized. NCBI's taxonomy places the organism in Eukaryota, Fungi, Basidiomycota, Agaricomycetes, Boletales, Suillaceae. The coding region runs from base 1 to 318 and encodes 105 amino acids. The record is from RefSeq and is a predicted model, not a curated record. The transcript has 2 exons. Gene Ontology annotation, molecular function: structural constituent of ribosome. Gene Ontology annotation, biological process: mitochondrial translation. Gene Ontology annotation, cellular component: mitochondrion; mitochondrial small ribosomal subunit.
AUGGAACGGGCAGUCCGCGCUAUCCAGGGCCUAUUACCGAGUACACUUCCCCCGUCCCUACGAACAACACCUGCAAAUCUUUACCAGGUGCUUUCCCGAGCUCCUGGAGGUGGCGUUGGCCAGCGCGUCCACCAGAUUCGAUGGACCGAGAAAGGCAUAAGAAACUGCUACUGGCAGGUGACGCGGACGCGGCUUAAGCUCGAGGGAAACCACGGAAAGGCAUGGGGGAAGCUCUACUGGCAAGGCAAGCAGAUUAGUGAGCGGGAGGAGAGAAUAGGUGGUUCAUUAAAAUACAAGUGGUCAACAGGUACAUCUUAG